Messenger RNA from Equus caballus (horse), 2970 nucleotides. It is a transcript of the gene CD276, whose product is annotated as CD276 molecule. Gene Ontology annotation, biological process: T cell receptor signaling pathway; regulation of cytokine production. The record is from RefSeq and is a predicted model, not a curated record. Gene Ontology annotation, molecular function: signaling receptor binding. Gene Ontology annotation, cellular component: external side of plasma membrane. NCBI's taxonomy places the organism in Eukaryota, Metazoa, Chordata, Mammalia, Perissodactyla, Equidae.
GAGCGGAGCCCGGUGAACGCCGGCUCUAGGGCCCAGAGGCUGCUGGGGGCUGCCAGAAUGCAGCCCGCUCCCAACCUCGCCUCCCCGUCCCUCGGCGGAGGGGGCGCCGGACGUUGGGGGACCUGCCCGCACCCGGGCAGCCGUGGAGGGGGCUGAGUGGGUAGUUGUGACCACAGAGGCCCUGGGUGUGCAGGGGGAAAGGAGGCAGAUCUGUCGCUGUGUUGAUGAUUCUGGAAAGCUUAACGAAGCCGCUAGCUGGAGCUAGGAGCGAAGCAGAGUCUCCAGGACCCUGACCUGACCAUCAGUUCUGAGGAGGGGGAGCUGCCGGGGAGGGGAGAAUGAGUGGUUAGGUAGGGGAGGGUCCACUCUGCUUGGCCCUGAACGAUGAAGCAGUGGACGACUGGAGGACUUCCACAGGCAGCAGUGGGCAUGAGGGGGACAGAUUCCGAGGACAGUGAACUUUCCAAGGUACUCCAGACUCCUGUGCUCCAAGAAAUCAGACCAUCCAGCGUGUGGAAGGCAGGGGCAGCCUUCCACCACGGAGAGCCAGCUGUCAGCUGCCUCACGGGAAGAUGCUGUGUCGACGGGGCAGCCCCAGCACGAGUGUGCCUGUGGCCACCGCCCUGGGAGUGCUGUGGUUCUGCCUCACAGGCGCCGCCGUGGAGGUCCAGGUCCCCGAAGACCCUGUGGUGGCCCUUGUAGGCACCGAUGCCACCCUGCGCUGCUCCUUCUCGCCCGAGCCCGGCUUCAGCCUGGCGCAGCUCAACCUCAUCUGGCAGCUGACGGACACCAAACAGCUGGUGCACAGCUUUGCCGAGGGCCGCGACCAGGGCAGCGGCUAUGCCAACCGCACUGCGCUCUUCCCGGACCUGCUGGCUCAGGGCAAUGCGUCCCUGAGGCUGCAGCGCGUGCGCGUGGCCGACGAGGGCAGCUUCACCUGCUUCGUGAGCAUCCGGGACUUUGGCAGCGCCGCGGUCAGCCUGCAGGUGGCAGCGCCCUACUCAAAGCCCAGCAUGACCCUGGAGCCCAACAAGGACCUGCGGCCCGGGGAUACGGUGACCAUCACGUGCUCCAGCUACCGGGGCUACCCUGAGGCUGAGGUGUUCUGGCAGGACGGGCAGGGUGCGCCCUUGACCGGCAACGUGACCACGUCGCAGAUGGCCAACGAGCAGGGCUUGUUCGACGUGCGCAGCGUCCUGAGGGUGGUGCUGGGCGCCAACGGCACCUACAGCUGCCUGGUGCGCAACCCCGUGCUGCAGCAGGACGCCCAGGGCUCCGUCACCAUCACGGGGCAGCCCAUGACAUUCCCGCCUGAGGCCCUGUGGGUGACAGUGGGGCUCUCUGUCUGUCUCGUCGCACUGCUGGUGGCCCUGGCCUUCGUCUGCUGGAGAAAGAUCAAACAGAGCUGUGAGGAGGAGAAUGCAGGAGCUGACGACCAGGAUGGGGAGGGAGAAGGAUCCAAGACGGCCCUGCGGCCUCUGAAACACUCUGAAAACAAAGAAGAUGAUGGACAAGAAAUAGCCUGACCACAAGGAUGAGGGAGCUGCUGCCCCGGCCUGGGGCUCCUCUGGCUGCCCUGGUGCCUCAUUGUGAGCCCUGGGCUGGGACUUCCCUGCCCCCAGCAGAUGGCUCCCCCUCUGGCGAGUCUAUUCAUUCUGCAAAGGAAGUGAUCCAUAGACCACCCUGCAGCCUUAUUUCUCCAACGGACACGAUUCCCAAGUCAUCCUGCUGCCUUAUUUCUCUGUGACAUGAUACAUAAAUCAGCCUGCUGCCUUAUUUGUUAUGGACACAAUACACAGACCACCCCACCUCCUUGUUUCUCCAAUGGAUGUAUUACAUGGACCAUCUGGCUGCCCUUUUUCUCCCAGGGACAAAAUAUUCAGACAGACCCUCUGCCUUAUUUCUCCAAAGACGUGAUACACAGUCACCCCUUGCCUUGUUUCUCCAAUGGCCCUAAUACACUAGCGCUCACUUCUCAGCCUUUCUCUCACCUGCCUGUCCUCCCGUCUCCUCAGACAGGGCUGCUGCAGCCCCGGCAUCUUGUUGAGUCCAUAGGUGUCUCCUGCUCUGGGCCCAGUGUUGGCCUUUUGCCUCCCUCGCUUAGUGAAGACAGGGCCCUGCCCCGGGCACGCAGACACGCAGGUGCAUGUGCUGGAACACGUAACAACCUCCCGGGCCCAAUUUCUUCCUUGGUGCCCUGGGCUGUGCCCUGUGAGCCCCCCACCACCCAGCCUCCCCAGGGCAAGCGUGUGCUGGUCACACUGGGUCUCUGGGCCGCUGUGUGGGCCCCCUGGGGGUCAGCUUCUGUCCCUCUGCUUUUCCUGCCUUUCCUUUUAUUUGUCCAUUCAAGUAAUGUUCAUGAGCAUGCAUGGUGCAUCAGCCCUGUGUCCGGUGUCCCUGCGUGAGAAGACAAGCCCCUCCCUCCAGCAGCUGGACCUGCAGCUGGGAAACUCGUGCGGAAACAGCGGUUCAUGAGGGGCGUCCUGCCUUGCUCCCUCCUGUACUCUGUGCCCACAGCUCCCUGGAUACCUCACCCCCGAGCCAUCCUUAGCCCUCACCCGGAGUGGAAGGCGGGGACAGGAACCUGGAGAGAGGGAUGGAACCUCUCGCCGCCACUGAAGGAUCUGAUGGUUUCCACAGUGUCUUUCCAGGCGUGAGCAGCUUAGCAGGCAGCCAAGGCCCAGGAGACCUGGAGAGCUGAAGCCUAGGGGAAACCUGGUGCCUCUCCUCCUUGGCGGGAGCCUGGGGCGGGGACACAGCCACCCGUCCCUGCUGUGCUACUGUGGGGCUUGUCUCUGGCCGGCCCCCAGCCUCCGGCAGAGUAAACUUCGGAUGUUCUGGUGUUUUCGCCGACAUAUCUCCCUUCUCCAGGAAUGGAAGACGUGGGGAUUUCUAAUUUAAAAUGUGGGGCUCUGAGGAAUUUUGUUAACUGGGGGUGUAUUUUGGGAAAAAUAAAUGCCUUCGUAGAAA